AUGCACAGCCUUCCCCUGCUGCUGCUGCUCUGGGCCGUGGGGUCUCACGGCCUCCCAGCAGGGACUUUAAAAACACAAGAUGAUGAGCUGCUGGUCCAGCAAUACCUGGAGAGCUACUACAACCUGAGGAGCGAUGGGAAACAGAUUGAAAGGCAGAGAAAGAGCAGCCUCGUGGUUGAAAAACUGAAGCAAAUGCAGGAAUUCUUUGGGCUGAAAGUGACCGGGAAGCCAGAUGCUGACACCCUGGAGGUGAUGAAGCAGGCCAGAUGCGGGGUGCCCGACGUGGCUCUGUUUGUCGUCACCGAGGGGAACCCUCGGUGGGAGAACACACACCUGACCUACAGGAUUGAAAAUUACACACCAGAUUUGCCAAGAGCAGACGUGGACCAUGCCAUUCAGAAAGCCUUUCAGCUCUGGAGUGCUGUCUCACCCCUGACCUUCACCAAGGUCUCUGAGGGCCUGGCAGACAUAAUGAUAGGCUUCUACAGGGGAGAUCAUCGUGACAACUCUCCCUUUGAUGGACCUGGAAGAAACCUUGCUCAUGCUUUCCAGCCAGGCCAAGGUAUCGGAGGAGAUGUUCAUUUUGAUGAAGAUGAAACAUGGACCAGAGAUUUCAGAAAUUAUAACUUGUAUCGUGUUGCUGCUCAUGAAUUGGGCCAUUCCCUUGGACUUUCUCAUUCUGCUGAUAUUGGGGCUUUGAUGUACCCCAACUACAUCUUCAGCGGUGAUGUUCAGCUCUCUCAGGAUGACAUCAAUGGUAUCCAGGCCAUUUAUGGACCCUCCAAAAACCCGAUCCAGCCAAUGGGCCCACAAACCCCACAAGUGUGUGAUAGCAAGCUAACCUUUGAUGCUAUAACUACGAUUCGGGGAGAAGUGAUGUUCUUCAAAGACAGGUUCUACAUGCGCAUAAAUUCUUACUACCCGGAACCUGAGCUCAAUUUCAUCACUACUUUCUGGCCAAAUCUGCCAAAUGGACUUCAAGCCGCUUAUGAGUUUGCUGAUAGAGAUGAAGUCCGUUUUUUCAAAGGUAAUAAGUACUGGGCUGCUCAAGGGGAACAAAUGCUGCCCGGAUACCCCAAGGACAUCUACAGCUCCUUUGGCUUCCCUAGAAGCGUGAAGAAUAUUGAUGCUGCUGCUUUUGAGGAAGAUACUGGGAAAACAUACUUUUUUGUUGCUAACAAGAUCUGGAGGUAUGAUGAAUACAAACAAUCAAUGGAUGCAGGUUAUCCCAAAUCAAUAGCAGCUAUCUUCCCUGGAAUUGGCAGCAAGGUUGAUGCUGUUUUCCAGAAAGACGGAUUUUUCUAUUUCUUCCAUGGAACAAGGCAGUACAAAUUUGAUCCUAAAACGAAGAGAAUUUUGACUCUGCUGAAAGCUAAUAGCUGGUUCAACUGUAGACAAAAUUGA
This is a messenger RNA of Miniopterus natalensis, 1404 nucleotides long. It is a transcript of the gene MMP1, whose product is annotated as matrix metallopeptidase 1. Gene Ontology annotation, cellular component: extracellular matrix. Lineage: Eukaryota; Metazoa; Chordata; Mammalia; Chiroptera; Miniopteridae. Gene Ontology annotation, biological process: proteolysis; extracellular matrix organization; collagen catabolic process. Gene Ontology annotation, molecular function: metalloendopeptidase activity; zinc ion binding. The record is from RefSeq and is a predicted model, not a curated record.